Messenger RNA from Penicillium antarcticum, 1485 nucleotides. RefSeq names its product snoRNA-binding rRNA-processing protein ENP1. Gene Ontology annotation, molecular function: snoRNA binding. The transcript is spliced from 3 exons. The coding region runs from base 1 to 1485 and encodes 494 amino acids. Gene Ontology annotation, biological process: rRNA processing. Gene Ontology annotation, cellular component: preribosome, small subunit precursor; cytoplasm; nucleolus. NCBI's taxonomy places the organism in Eukaryota, Fungi, Ascomycota, Eurotiomycetes, Eurotiales, Aspergillaceae. The record is from RefSeq and is a predicted model, not a curated record.
AUGCCCAAGGCAGGAUCUUCCCGGGCCGCUGCUGCGGCUCGCAGACACAACCCUCUCGCCGAAGAUAUUAGUUCCGCGGGGCACCUUCGGACACAGAGCAGCAAGAAGGGCAAGGGCAAGGCCGAAAAUGACGAAGAUGGCGAAAAUGGACAGGGCUAUAUCGAUGCGAAGAUGUCGCGCAACAUUCUACAGAUGGGUCAGGAAUUGGCCGACGAAGAUGAGGCCGAACAGAAUCUCGCCCGGGGCCCGGCCAAGUCGAACGGCGCAUUCGAAUUCGAUACUCGGUUCGAGGAAGAAGAGGCUUUUUCUGACGACGAGGGGAAGUUUGGAGCUGAUGACUGGGUUGAUGAUGAAGUCGAGGAAGUUGAAGUUGAUCCCAAUGAUCUAGAUAUGUUCAACAAGUUCAUGCCCGGCCACGAGGAAGACCCUAUCUUCCACCCCAGAGACCCCAAUGCCAGCGGCCAGACCACAAACCUUGCCGACUUGAUUCUAGAGAAGAUCGCUGAGCACGAAGCCAAGCAGGCCGGUGAGCACACCGGUGGACCCUUCAUUCAAGGUGGUGGAUUGCCUGAAGAUGCCGUCCAGAUCCCCGCCAAAGCCAUUGAAGUAUACGAGAAGGUCGCCAUGAUUCUUCGCCGCUACAAGUCUGGCCCUCUCCCCAAGCCCUUCAAGAUCCUCCCCUCCGUACCGAACUGGCAAACACUCCUGGAGAUCACCGAGCCUGCCGACUGGACCGGCAACGCCGUUUACGCCGGAACCCGAAUCUUCAUCUCCUCCAAGCCGCACGUUGCCCAGGAGUUCAUCAACAUGGUCCUCCUGGAGCGCACCCGCUCCGAGAUCCACGAAACCCGCAAGCUGAACGUCCACACCUACAACGCUCUGCGCAAGGCGCUGUACAAGCCCGCCUGUUUCUUCAAGGGACUUCUCUUCCCCCUCGUCGCAAGCGGAACCUGCACCCUGCGCGAAGCCCACAUCGUCUCCUCAGUGAUUGCCCGCGUCUCCGUGCCAGUUCUGCACUCCGCCGCGGCCCUGCUGCGCAUGUGCGACCUCGCAGCCGAGCAGUCCAUGACCUCGCUCGAGAGCACUGGUGCCGUCAACAUGUUCAUCCGAGUCUUCCUGGAGAAGAAGUACGCCCUGCCCUACAAGGUCAUCGACGCCGUAGUCUUCCACUUUAUGCGUUUCCGCGCAGUCGACCCAUCGGAAGCCAUGAACGACGGCCCCAACGGUCUCAACUCUAAGACCUACAAGCUGCCCGUUCUGUGGCACCAGUCUCUGCUGGUCUUCGCCCAGCGGUACCGUAACGACAUCACCGAGGAUCAGCGUGAGGCUCUGCUCGAUCUGCUUCUCGUCCGUGGUCACAAGGAUAUCGGCCCUGAGGUCCGUCGUGAAUUGCUUGCUGGACGUGGACGUGGUGUUGUCGUUCCUGAUCCCGAGAUGCAGAAUGCUCUCGAUGCUGGCGAUGAUACGAUGGACAUUACCAUGUAG